Molecule: messenger RNA, 4615 nt
Organism: Leptopilina heterotoma
Lineage: Eukaryota; Metazoa; Arthropoda; Insecta; Hymenoptera; Figitidae
Gene: Inx2
Product: innexin inx2
Exons: 1
Coding region: 432-1520 (362 amino acids)
Biological process (GO): phototransduction
Cellular component (GO): plasma membrane; gap junction
Molecular function (GO): gap junction channel activity
Source: RefSeq, a predicted model, not a curated record
ACAAAAGCUGUUCGAGGGGAAGUUUCCAACUCGAGGAGAAGGGGAAGUCCCGUGUCCACGAUACCACGGUCCCCAAGCGCUAGCUUUGCCUUCUUCUAUAUACCGAGAGUACACGAAAACAGCCCGUGCAGCGAGUGUCGUAUAGUGCGUGUGGCGUCCCGUCUACUCGGCCAUUGAACGCUUUUCUUCAACAGGAAGAUCGUCGAAAAAAAAGUGCCAGUGAAUAAAUUAGUGAAUUAAAAAUCAGCCUGUGGGUUCACCCCCCCUAAGAAAUUAAGACCCUACCAACAUUGGAACAUAGUGCCAAAAAAAGGACUAAACCUAAGGACCAAACAUUGGGACAAAAAUUAAGGAGCAGUAGGGAAAGAAAUAGUGGCUAGAAAUAAGGACAAUAGUCUUUUUGUUGUUGUGUUGUGUGCUAAAAAAGAGACAUGUUUGACGUGUUCGGCUCGGUGAAGGGCUUACUAAAGCUCGAUGCAGUCUGCAUUGACAACAAUGUCUUCAGACUGCAUUACAAAGCAACAGUUAUUAUUCUCAUUGCCUUUUCACUUCUGGUCACAUCCAGACAGUACAUCGGUGAUCCAAUUGAUUGUAUCGUUGAUGAAAUUCCCCUAAAUGUCAUGGACACGUACUGCUGGAUUUAUUCGACAUUCACAAUUCCGAAUCGUGUGGGAAUCAUUGGUAAGGAUGUUGUUCAUCCCGGUGUAGCAUCACCGCAAUCGGAUCGAGACGAAGAAGUCAAAUACCACAAGUACUAUCAAUGGGUAUGCUUCACCCUCUUCUUCCAAGCGAUCCUCUUCUACGUGCCUCGUUACCUAUGGAAAACAUGGGAAGGCGGUCGUAUAAAAAUGUUGGUCCUAGAUCUCAAUUGCCCGGUGGUGACCGACGAUUGUAAAUCCGAACGUCGUAAACUCCUCGUCGAAUAUUUCGCCACCAAUCUACAUACACAGAAUUUUUACGCUUUUCGCUUCUUCUUGUGCGAAGUCCUCAAUUUUAUUAACGUCAUCGGACAAAUUUAUUUCGUUGAUUUCUUUCUCGAUGGUGAAUUUUCAACGUACGGUUCGGACGUUCUGAAAUUCACCGAAAUGGAACCUGAGCAAAGAAUCGAUCCAAUGUCAAAGGUCUUUCCAAAAGUGACAAAAUGCACCUUCCAUAAAUAUGGUGCUUCCGGUACAGUGCAAAAAUUCGACGGUCUUUGUGUAUUGCCAUUAAAUAUUGUCAAUGAAAAAAUUUACGUAUUCCUUUGGUUUUGGUUUAUCUUUCUAUCAAUUUUAAGUGGACUCAGUCUCACCUAUAGAGCUGCCGUUGUUGCUGGACCAAAAUUACGUCUUCUUUUAUUGAGAGCAAGAUCACGUCUCUCGCCAAAGGAUCAAAUUGAAAUUAUCUCGGAGAAAUGCCAAAUUGGUGAUUGGUUUAUUUUAUAUCAAUUGGGUAAAAAUAUUGAUCCACUCAUCUAUAAGCAACUCAUCGCGGAACUUGCAUCAAAACUCACCGGGAAGGAAGGAUUGCAGAAUGUAUAAAAAAAGAAACUGUUAAGGAAAGUUUUUUUUUGGUCUAUUUUAGAAAAAGGUCUUAUUAAAAAUAAGAAUUUCUUUUUUUUUUCGGUCGUAAAUUAGCAGCGUGGAUUUAAUGAGAUUUGUUUACAUGAUUUGAGGAGGAGGGAUUUAGGGGGAGGGAGGAAAAAUGGGAAUACAGAGAGGGGGGAAAAGGGGGGUAGUGAUCGGAGACAAAAGGAAACGUGGCUCAAGUCAGCUGGAUCCUGUGUGAUAUCCGAUUUAACCCCUUUUUUUUGAUUUGUUAAUUCUUAGAUGGGAAUAUUUUCGAAUAUUGAAUUUAUUUUGUAUAGAAAAAAGAAAAGAGAGAACAAGCUGACUUUUCUUGAGGACAAAGGAUUUUUAGAGGAUCUUGUGUUUUGGGCAUAAUGAUGAUGAUGACCAAUGGUAUUUCUCAGCAAAAUGAUCUUGAACAAUUUGAGAUUAUGUUAUUUUUAAGAUAUCAUCUUUAAGACUUCUAUGUUUGAGAUCAUUUUUUAAUUAGAUCUUUGAUCUAUUUUUGAGAACAUCUUUGAGUUUAUCUUUUGGAUCAUUAUCAUCAUCAUUGGUAUGGUUAACUUGGGACUGAUAAUUACAAUAAUAAUUGUAAUAAUAAUUAUUAUCAGCAUUGAGAAGAAUAAUCUUGCGAACAUCAUCUUUGAGAUUAUCAUCAUCUCUGGGUUCAUCAUUUAUGGGUUUUAAUAUCUCUAGCAUCAUCUUUUCUAAGAUCAUCAAAUUUAAGAUUAUCAUCUUUGAAGUUAACAGCUCUAAAAUUGUUUUGUUGGUUUUUUUGUUCAAAAUCAUCGUCUCUAAGAUCAAAUUUGAGAUUGUUAUCUUUAACAACAAAAUUAUUUUGUUGAUUCUUUUGUUUAAAAUCAUCAUCUUUAAGAUUAUUAAAGAGAUUAGCAUUUCUGAAACUGAAAUCAAGUUUAACAUCUUCUUGUUGGUGCUUUUCGAAAUCUUUGAGAUUAUUCACAUCAUCUUUAAGAUGUUUUUAAAAAAGAUGAUCUAAAUGAUUAUCUUUAUCUUUAAGAUUAUCAUCCUGGAAAUUAUCAUCAUUGAGAGGAUCAUAUCUUUAAAAAAAAUCAUUACCUUAAUGAGAUUAUCAGAUUAUCUAUUAUGUUAUCUAUUUAUUACCUUAAAGAUGAUAAUAAUGAUGAUUUCAAAGUUCUUAAGAAAAGCUAAUAAAAAAUUUCUUAAAGAUGUUAAUGUAACAAUAAAGAUCUUAAUCAUCAUCAUUCCAAGGAUGAUAAUUUGAAGGAUGAUAAUCUCGAAGAUGAUGAAUCCAGAGAUGAUUCCAAAAAUAAAAAAUUCAAAGAUGAUCUCAAGUUUCUUGAAAACUAUAAAUUUGUUUUCGAAUAGCAAUUUUUUAAUGGAUGAUUUUAGCAGAUUUUAAAGAUCAUUGAAAUUAUCUUCGAUAUCUUUGAGAUUAUUUUUGAUUUCUUUGAGAUUAUCUUUGAGAUAAAAAUUGUAGAACCAUCAGAGAAAGCAACAGACUGAAACCGUUCAUAUCUUACAACCAAAAUUAUUAAAAAUCCAAACUAAAAAAUCUUAAAACCAAAUUAAGUCACUUUAUGACUUAAGAUCUUAAUAACAAGCACAGCUUUUCCGCAGAUAUCACAAAUUGAGACAAAAAACGAAUCAAAAGUGUUACGAAGCAACAUUUUUGAUUCGCUUUUUUGUCUCAAUUUUGAUUUCGUGGGAAAAUAAAUCUUUUGUCCGAAACUAAAGUUGGAAUCGACGCCAACAGGUGGCGUCAAUAUAUAAUUGAGUAGAUUCCUCGGUUGCCAUUUUUAUUUAUUUUUUUUUUUUUUGGAAGAACCGCUUCCAAAUGAGAACCUUCCAUCCUCUUUGUAUUCCCCUCCAUGCAUACUCAUGUGUUCAUCGAUUAUUCGCGCUCAUCCAUUCAACCAUAUGAUCCAUGCAUGCGUCCAUCUUUGGCAAAAAUACAUCACGAUUUUUAAUUUUAAUUUUUUUUUCUUUUCAUUUUUGGUUUUUGUCUUUUCUCAUUCGAUGGACGUGUAGGAGGGACUGCCCAUUUGGGUUAUGGACCAAAGCUUCGUAGACUCCUAAUUGUGUGAUAAAAAAAAAUAAAAAAAAAACUCGGGGGACGGCGUUCUUCUUAUAAUUUCCAAUUUCUCUCGUUCCAUGUGUCCGAAAAAAAUGCAAAAACUGUAUAUAGUAAUAAAAAUUGAAUUCGGAUUUUUGAUCAAGUUUUUCUGAAAAACUUUUUUUUUAUGUCUCGUUUUUGUUUUUUUAAAUUGUCUUUUUGAAAAAAUUCUUUUUAAAUCCUGGUUUUUGAUUUAAAUUGAAUUUCGUCCCUAAAUUUAGUGUUGACGCUAAUAAUUUUUUUUUUCUAACUAAAAAGAUUUGAACGACUUAAUUUACAGUAAAUUUAUAAAAAAUAUAUUUUUAUUAAAAAAAAAUACAAAAGUACAAAUAAUACGAAAAAAAUGCAAAUACAAAGAAAUGAUUUUAUUUAUGUCAGGAAAAAAUGAGGUAAUUUCCUCACGUCUUUGAACUCUGGACCGGUAUUCAUUAGCGUAGCUGAUGAUGAGAAAUAAAAAUACAGUUUAACAAGACUCUGUUGAGGUGAUAAAAUUUUGAAAAAAAAAAAAAUGAAAAAAACGGUAUUUUAAAGGAAAAAAAAAAUUCUCUAUGCAUUUUGUGGGAAAGCUCCCGAGGUGAAAAAGCAAUUGUUUGGUUAUAAAAGAAGAACGACCCGAUCCUGACGUUGUUAGGAAUAUAAUAAUAAAUAAAGACGCCCCGCGAAGUGCGCCCUUGGAUUUUUAAAAGCAUUUUUUUUAAACGAAAUCGCCGCAAGGGCGUUACUUUCGCCGAAUUAACAUUCAAAAUAAAAAAUAAAAAAAAGACAGUAAAAUCUAUAAAGAACAAUCUCGUUUUCCCCCCUUUUUAUUUAUUUUUCAUUUUUUUUUUUGCCGAAAAAAAGGGACGAGAUUGCGCGCCGUCCUCCCAAGUAGCGUAACUUCUUCGUCCUGCACCAAUUUUUUUUUUCGCUAUUGCAAUUUAUACUCUAGUUAAUAGGAAAAAUAUAAAUAUUAUAUAUAAAUAUAUUAUAUAAA